AAUUUUGUUUGUUUUGCCAAUAAAACAAUUUAUUGGAAAUUUUAAAACUUUGAUUUGCGAAACACUCACCGUCGACGAUGACUAAACGUGGGUGAAAUUGUGUUCCUGAGGAAUUACUGCUCCAAUACAACAACAAUCCGCCAACUAUAAAUCGCUCUGAACGGUGAAAAUUUGAAGGUUUGUUGCAGCAACGAUUAACACGUCCGUCUGUUAUGCAGAGCGUACUGUAAAUUAAUUGUGAGCCAUAUAAAACAUCAGUGAUACCAUCAAAAUAAGUUCAGUAACAAACAAUUCAGCAGCUGGUAGGAGUUUCCUACAAUCUCCUCAUCCAAACCUCCAGUUAAAACAACAACAACAAACAUGAAGAUACACAUCAACAAGAUUGCUGUUGUAUUGUUGUUAUGUUGUGUGCUGCUAAUGAUGACAAUCACCUGUUCGGCUGGAGUAUAUUUCGGACCAACACUUAACGAUGUUCCAGUUCACACGGUCAAAGUAAUUCAUCAACACCCGUCGUCAUUCGGUCCAACAAUCAAAACGCUACGAAUCUUCAAACUAUCCAAUGACAAUAUUCGUGUGGAUUAUGGCCAGAGUCGGGGACCGCACCACUCCACCUCCAACACCGUCACCGAUACUUAUAGAGUAAUUCAUCAGCAACAGCAGCAGCCGCAGUCGCCAUUUAAUCAAUUUGAAGUACUGCAACAACAACAACAAUUGGAAGAGAGCCAACCGCCUGCUACCAUAAACGUGAUACGCGAACAUCGCUCGGAACGCAUAAAAACACAGCAAACUAUUCGUGUUGGCGCUGGAGUCACGGAUGGAGGCUAUCCUAGUUUUGGUGAUGCAUUCGAAACCUUCAAAUCGCUAAAAGCCUACGGAGCUUUUGAUGGUCCAUACAGCGCUUUGGACAGCUAUGGCAAACCAAUUGCCAAGAGUUGGCAGGAAUGUUGAGUAGUUUGUAAUUUUUUUUAGGCUAAACAAAAACUUAGUUUAAAUUAUUGUUAACCUUUUUUAAA
This is a messenger RNA of Musca domestica (house fly), 1013 nucleotides long. RefSeq lists its product as uncharacterized. The transcript is spliced from 3 exons. The record is from RefSeq and is a predicted model, not a curated record. NCBI's taxonomy places the organism in Eukaryota, Metazoa, Arthropoda, Insecta, Diptera, Muscidae. Bases 361 to 948 code for a protein of 195 amino acids.